AUUUCUUUUGGACCCACGCUACAGGACAAAUCGUACGAGGAGAUAUAUAUCCUUUUCACCGAAUAAAGCCGCCAUUUUGGAAAUUCCAAAAAAUUCAGUUAGAUUUUUUCAAAGAUUUACACAAGCGCCAUGCAGUCAGGAAAUAAUAUAGAUGAUGGAUUUGUAUGUCGGCUUCGUGGUUUACCAUGGUCAGCGACAGCUGAUGAUGUCACAGAGUUCUUUGGAGAGAAUGUAAGAAUUGUACCAAAUGGCGUUCACUUCACAUUUUCUCGGGAGGGACGACCAAGUGGAGAGGCGUUUAUUGAACUGGAGUCUGAGGAAGAUGUUGAGGCUGCAUUAACACGUCAUAAAGACCAUAUGGGACAGAGAUAUAUUGAAGUGUUUAGAUCGAAACAAAGUGAGAUGGAAUGGGUGGUGAAACGAUCAAGCCGAAAUCAGCCGCAGUCUGGCGAGGCUGUUCUCAGGUUGAGAGGACUGCCAUUUGGUUGCUCAAAAGAGGAAAUUGCACAGUUCUUUUCAGGGUUGGAGUUAGUACCAAAUGGGAUAAUGCUACCAGAAGAUCGUCAUGGGAGGACAACUGGGGACGCCUACGUACAAUUCGCUACUUGUGAGAUAGCGGAGAAGGCUUUACUCAAACACAAAGAAAGAAUUGGGCACAGAUACAUUGAAAUAUUUAAAAGUAGUUUAAAUGAAGCUACUGCAAACAUUUACCAGGACUUUGGAAUGGCAAAGCAGCCUCGCCCACUGAUGGGUAUGCGCCCAAGCCCGUACAACAGGAACGAGAGGAUGAUGGGUGGCGGUGGAAUGGGUGGAAACAUGGGGAUGGGCGGUGGUAUGGGUUACGGUAGAGGUCGUGGUGGCAGAAAUCUCAAAGGUUUCUAUGAUGAUGAUUAUGAUGAUGAUAUGGGAUUUGGCAACAACAUGGGUGGUGGCAGUGGACGUAUGGGAAUGGGCAGUAUGGGCGGAGGUAUGGGAAUGGGAAUGAAUCGUCGUGGUGGCAACAUGAGGCAGCAGGGUAUGUCAGGUCAAGGUCGUAUGGGAGGAGACAGGAUGGGGAUGAUGAAAGGAGGAAGUCAGCCAGGCUGUCACUACAUCAGUAAGACGGGACAUUCUGUACACAUGAGGGGACUGCCAUUCCAAGCUAAUGACCAAGAUGUUGCUGAUUUUUUCUCACCACUGGUACCAGUCAAGGUAGAGUUUGAGUUCAACAAUCAAGGUCGGCCAACAGGUGAAGCCAACGUGGACUUCUCUACACACCAAGAAGCAAAGGAGGCCAUGAAAAAACACAAAGCUAACAUGCAACACAGAUAUAUUGAGUUAUUCCUAAAUUCCACGCCCAGUAACCGUAGUGACGGAAUGUUUGGUGGCGAUGAUUUCCAGGGAGAGGGAGAUAUGGAUAUGAUGGGAGGUAUGAGGAAAGGUAACAUGGGUGGUGGAUUCGGUGGUGGAUUUGGCAUGAACAAUAUGGGAGGAGGCGAUGGAUUUUCAAACAUGGGCUCAAACAUGCGAUCACGAAUGAACAACAACCCCAACUACACCGCAUUCUGAAGUGGAAGAGACUGCUUACUAAAAAUAGAAUUAUCAAACAACCUGCAUCUGCCAAAAACAGAACAGUUAUAUUUGUGGAUAUUGUCUGGUGAUCGUUAAAUACUGAGUAAUCAUUGUCUGUAAAUAACAUAUCUAAGUUCUCUCUGUAAUUUUCCAGUUUCUAAAGUUUAGUAAUGGCAGAAAAUUUUGACACUCAGCAGUUGUUUGUCUAAGGCUGUCAGUUACAGCAGGAAUGACGACUGGAUGAAUUGUCCAAAAACAUGCAUUUCAUGGGAUCAUAUAUUUUGUAAUAUUUACAGUCCAGCCAAGAAUUUAUUUCAUAGUUAAUACUCGUUGAUAUCAUAAAGUCAUUAAACUGAAUUAAAGACUUCUGUUAAAAACAGUUAUGAUUAAGCACAUAUUGUAGAAUUUAUUUUAGGGUUAGAAUUAUUUUGUGUGUUUCAAAUUGACCCUAUUUUAAACCAUAUACCACAUUGCAUCUUGGGAAAUGUUUAAUCCAUUAAUGUGAAUACCAUUUGGAACAUUGUUAUGAAGACCUUCAUUAUUUUUGUUGUAAUGUAUUGUUAAUAAAAUGUCCUUCAUUGUGCUAAUUACCAAAUUUUCUAAAUAGUUUGCUACCUGUUUGGAAUCAUGUUCACUGAGUUAUCAAUCUUUUAACAAUAGAAUAACUUCAUUUAUGUAAGUAAUUUGGCAAGACUUAUUAUUUUCAUUUGAUAAAAUUCUUAUGUACCUCAGAGAUUUUGAAAGAAAUCCAGACUGUUUGUAUGCGAAUCAUACUUUAUUCCAUUAGGAAGUGGAAGUAAAGGACCAAAUCUAGACUACAAAUAAAAUUUUGGUAAAACAAUUGUUUAUGGUGUUUGACAUCAAAUAUGGGGCAGAGAAGCAUUGUAGAUGUAUUUUCAAUGUGCUACAGGUUCCCAUACUGUUGCUCCAUGUUGUAUUUUUACAUAUAUCAUUGAAAGUGUGAAACAUGUUUCAUUUAUCAUCUUAUCAUUGGAAUAAACAAAGGUACUUUU
Molecule: messenger RNA, 2564 nt
Organism: Mercenaria mercenaria
Lineage: Eukaryota; Metazoa; Mollusca; Bivalvia; Venerida; Veneridae
Product: heterogeneous nuclear ribonucleoprotein H3-like
Exons: 11
Coding region: 130-1548 (472 amino acids)
Biological process (GO): regulation of RNA splicing
Cellular component (GO): nucleoplasm; ribonucleoprotein complex
Molecular function (GO): RNA binding
Source: RefSeq, a predicted model, not a curated record